GCGCAGAAGCGAGAUUAACAACUAUGGCGGCUGUUGUGGAGAAAUCAACGAAAGAGCGGCUGCUGUCUGUUUUGGAUGAUUUGGAGGUUUUAUCCCGGGAGCUGAUCGAGAUGUUGGCCUUGUCCAGGGGUCAGAAACUGCCUCAGCCGGGAGAGGACACACAGAUCCUGGAGCUGCUGGUGCAGAGGGACAGGGAGUUCCAGGACCUGAUGGAGGUGGCUCAGCAGCAGGGGAAGGUCCACCAGGAGAUGCAGCUGCUGGAGAAGGAGGUGGAGAAAAGAGACAGCGACAUCCAGCAGCUCCAGAAACAGCUGAAAGAGGCUGAACACAUCCUGGCCACUGCGGUUUACCAGGCGAAAGAGAAACUCAAAUCCAUUGACAAAGCCAGGAAAGGAAGCAUCUCUUCAGAGGAAAUCAUCAAGUACGCUCACAGAAUCAGCGCCAGUAACGCUGUGUGUGCGCCGCUCAACUGGGUACCAGGUGAUCCACGCAGACCCUACCCAACUGACCUGGAGAUGCGCAGUGGCAUGCUGGGUCACAUGGCCAACCUGCCGACCAACGGUGUGAAUGGACAUCUGCCAGGAGACGCGCUGGCUGCUGGGAGGUUACCAGACGUGUUGACGCCUCAUUACCCCUGGCAGUCGUCAGACGUCUCAGUGGGGAUGCUGCCCCCUCACCACAGCAACGACUUCGGCCUGGAGCCUCCAGGUCACAACAAGGAGAACGAGGACGAUGUGGAGGCCAUGUCGACCGAUUCCUCCAGCAGCAGCAGCGACUCCGACUAAAAGACUGUGUGUGUGUGUGUGUGUGUGUGUGUGUGUGUGCGUGUGUUUGUUUGUUUGAGUUGUCACCAUUUUGUUAAAUGUCUGAUCAAAUAUCUACACCUUUUGGUCAACAAAAUGCACACAGACAAAAAUUAAGCAUAUUAAUUUAAAGGACCAUUCUGUUAUUAUUUCAUGACGUGUUCCAUUUACUCCUUUGGAUUUUUUCAGUGGGGUUGCAUGAGGUACUAAAGCAGAAAGAGUUUGAUUGAUGAAGAUGAAUAGAGAGGCUCCAGAUUUUAGUAUCAUUAUUUCACCUGGUGUUUUGUUCCUUACUAUGAUUUUUUUAAGUGCCAUCAUUUAUUUAGAUUUUGUAGAAAAAACAUGACUGGGCCUUGAAAAGGACCCAAAAUUUGACCUCCCUCACUCUGUGGUGACUCAUGUUUGAAACUAUAAAUAUGUAUGUGUGCAUGGAGCAUGUGUGCUUCAAGUGUAGAUUGAGUUGUUAAAUAACAAUGUGGAAAAAUGCUGUUUGUUAGUUUACCUCUGUGUAAAUAAGCCUGUACAUACUCAUCCUUGUAAAUAAAUACUUUUUGAAUAGAAA
This is a messenger RNA of Centropristis striata (black sea bass), 1365 nucleotides long. RefSeq names its product mediator complex subunit 4 (gene med4). NCBI's taxonomy places the organism in Eukaryota, Metazoa, Chordata, Actinopteri, Perciformes, Serranidae. Gene Ontology annotation, molecular function: transcription coregulator activity. The coding region runs from base 24 to 785 and encodes 253 amino acids. The transcript has 7 exons. Gene Ontology annotation, biological process: regulation of transcription by RNA polymerase II. The record is from RefSeq and is a predicted model, not a curated record. Gene Ontology annotation, cellular component: mediator complex; core mediator complex.